AUGGCAGUGCGUUCUUUUAGACCUACACAGUUAGGAGGAGAUACUAGCGUUGGGUUUUUACGAUGCUUGUAUCAGGCAAGAUCAAUCGUUUUACAACUCGAGCGUUUCAGCACAUCCUCUCGUUUGUAUCAACGAGGACAACGAGAUGACAUAAGAGCAUAUAUCAAUACAACAUUUAACAAACUAUUACGACUAUUUCAUGCUCUCUCUCACGUUCUUACCAAUAUGGAAAGGCAACACCCGCCUUCAACCAACCGUGCUCGCAUCGCAUCUUUUCGCAAUGACCUUCAAACAGAAUGGCGACGAGCGACUCGUGUCUACCAAGUCUUGCUCGAUCGCAUGUCAAAUUGGCACUUGCAAGAAGCAUCCUCUCCUUCAACGUUAUCGGAAUUCAGUGACGGUUCGGCUUCUCCAUGGUCGAACAAUAGUCCUUUGUUACCAACAUGCUGA
Messenger RNA from Lichtheimia ornata, 450 nucleotides. RefSeq lists its product as uncharacterized. The transcript has a single exon. Lineage: Eukaryota; Fungi; Mucoromycota; Mucoromycetes; Mucorales; Lichtheimiaceae. The record is from RefSeq and is a predicted model, not a curated record. Bases 1 to 450 code for a protein of 149 amino acids.